Messenger RNA from Schistosoma margrebowiei, 6633 nucleotides. The record is from the annotation of a GenBank genome assembly. Lineage: Eukaryota; Metazoa; Platyhelminthes; Trematoda; Strigeidida; Schistosomatidae.
GUUCAGAUUAAUGAAUCGUUUUCAAUUAUCAAUUUCUUUACUUAUUUAUGCUUUAUAAUUUAAUUUAUUUACUUAACUAUUUAUGUUCAUUAUUCUCUUCAUUAAAUCAUAUGAGAAACUUUUCGGACUAUUCAAGAAUAAAUUUCUAAUUUUGAAUAGAAACCAGUCAUUGAAAAGUAUUCAUCAUUGAGGAGAAAAUAUUUUUUUCUAUCUUUUAUCAUAUGAAAUAUUGUUGUUACUGAGUUGAAUUGACUAAAAGUGAAACAUUUUAAAAAUGAGAUAUAAUUUUUAUAUAGUUUUAUACAUAAUGAAUAAUAAAUGGAUAAUGAUUUUGGAAAUGUAAUUUAUGCUAUACAUUUAAUUUAUCUAAAAUAUUGAAAUAUUACUGGCAAUGAAAAUCACUUACAUAACCAUAAAGAAAUACAAGUAAACAUUUCAGCCGUUUUUAUUUAUCAGCAUAUAAAACCAUCUCAAUAAAAGUCGAUAGUAGAAUGAAACAAAGUGAACUCAUAUUAAAUAAUGAAAAUUUUGAGCUCAUAUUUCCGAUUCAAUUAAAAAUACUCAAACAAAAAUAUAAGAUAUAUGAAUCAAAUAUCAAAUAUAAUGAAAACAAUCAUAAUGUAUGUUAAUGAAUUAUGAUACAAGAUCGUAUGAGAAAAUUACAAACAAACAAUUUUAUGAGAAACUCAUUAGAUUGUAUGAAAAAUGUUAAAGAAUCAGGAUUAAUGCAUUCUUCAGUUAUUAGUAAUAAUGAUAUUGGACUUGAACCAUAUACAGAUAUGAGUGCUUAUAACAUUCCCAUAGAAAGUAACUCACCAAAUGUAGAAAAUCAUGCUGCAAACACAAUUCGUGUAUUAGCAGAUAUGUUCACUUGUAGACAGUCAAAUUUUCCUAUGACUGUUGGGAUUUUCACUCAACAAAAUAAUAAAGAAUAUCUUUCACAACUAGCAAGUGAACUACACAACCUUAAUCGUCUUGAAAAUCCAAUACCAUUGAAAUUUAGCAAAUUGCUAUUUGUAUUCCCUUUAAUGAUCAGUGCAAUUUUAGGAUAUUUUGUUGGAAUGCUCACGAAUUGGCAGAUUGGUUUAUCUAUUGGACAUAUUGGUAUGUUCAUACAGAUUACUUUUCUAGCAUUGAUUAUAACAGGAUCUCGAUUUUGUCAAAAACCAAUUGCUAUACGUGCCAGCUAUUCAAUAGCCUGUUUUCUUCAAUGGAUUAAACUCUUUUUAAAUAUUUGUUUUUGUUAUCCUGUCAAGUCGAUAAAUACUAAAACACCAGUGAGACUUAUUGUUGUAUAUCAUCGGAUAUGCCCGUCUUCAACAACAAAUAUAGCAUUAUUCUCAUUAGUUGAAAAAAUGUGGUUUGGUUUAGUUCGACAUUAUGGACAAAUUUUAAUCAGACUCCAGAGGGCUGGAAAACCUUCCGGAAAUCCAAAUAUUAAAUAUAAACGUGUAUGCUGUUUACCUGCAUUUAUUGUCAUGAUUGCGUUUUGGAUUGCAUUCCUUAUCUCUACUAGUAUCAUGCGUUUAUACUCAGGUCAAUUAACUAAAUUACUUGGACAUGGUGGUUUACUUUCAUUAUUUGUUAUUAUGAGUUCAAUUAUGUUUCUUAGUUUUUUUGGAUCAUUACCAUCAUUAUUAAGAAUAUUUAAAGGUUUAUUAAUGAAUCCAAUUACACCUGUAAAAACUGCAUUAACAUCAUUUUUACAAACUAAUAAUGAUAUAGAUAAAGAAUUUUUUAAUACUAAAUCUAUUGGAAAAAUUAAUGAAACUGUAUUAUAUUCUAGUUCAACAUCAUUUAAAGAUUUAGCUAUAACAGCUGAAGAACAAAGAGCAUGUAAAGCAGAUUUAUUUAUUAAAUCAGAAUUUGCUAAAAUUUGUAAUUUAUCAGUUACAUUUGAUCGUUUUAAUAAUACACAACAAACUAGAUUCAUUUUAUGCUUAGAUGCUAGUAGUACAAUACAAAAAGAUUUAUUAGCAAAAUUAAUAUAUCAAAUACAUAAUUUAUUAUUAUCUGUUAUGAGUGCACCAGUUUCUAUUGUACUAGAGGCAAAUUUUAAAAUUCUUUUAGGUGACCUUGUGUGCAGUACAAUUUUAUCCCCAUACAAUACUACAUUUUGUAAUAGUUUUACACAAGAACCAAAACUUAUAGCACAAAUAGUUGGCAAUAGUUUUCAUUUAGUAAAUUCUAGUUUAUAUUUACCAAUCUAUUUAGAACCACCAAUUUUUACCGAUUUCCCAGAAAUAAUCAAAUCAAAUAAUGAACAAAUGAAACAUAAUCAACUUUUACACUCAUCAUUCAAUGGUUACUCGUCAACAAAUGUUAACUUACAAUCUAAUAUAAUUUCACCAUCAGAAAUAUCAACUAUUAAUGUAUCAUCAAGAAAAGUGUCAUCUAGUCCGAAUUGUGUUUCAAGUCAUGUACCAAGAGCUAUGUUUAACAACUUUUACGGAACAAAUUCAAAUAACCAACAUAAUUCUAAAAUUACUCCAAUAAAUAAUGAAAAAGAACAAAAUAACAACGAAUUUACAGAAGUGAAUGAGUUCAUUAGUGUAAAUGAUAUUGCAAGUAUGUUUUUACAUAAUCAUGAAUUAGCUGAUUGGAAUGGGAAAGUUAUCAAACAAUUGGUGCUGUCUACAGCAUUUACAUAUCGUCUAUUGAAACUAUACAAUAUGAAUAUUGAGAUUGGACUAGUAGUCUUAUGGAUAACGCUUAUUCAUCAUUGGCCAUAUCAUACAACUUGGUUGAUAAUCUAUCUAGAAGAUUUGAAUGCUUCAAAUUCAAUCAAUUCCAACAAAGAACAAAAUCUUGAAGUCAAAAUUAAUCUAAUGGAGGCUUUUCUCGAGGUUAAAAAAAGAGUUGGUGAAUCAAUUGAAAUAAUGGAAGCUUUAGCAACAGAAGAUCGAGAUUUAGAAAGACUUAAUAAAUUUCUUUAUUCAAAAUCAUCUACUCAAAUUCCGGUGAAUUCUUUAAAACAACUUAUUGCAUGUAGCCUAAUACAUAAUCCAUUUAUUCGUUAUACAAUUCAAGCUCUAUUGGGAAUGAUGAACGAUCGCCAAUCAUCAGGUCUCCAUCAUAGUUUUAUGAAUCCUCUUGAUGCAGUCGUUGAGGAGAAGAGUGAUAAUACAAAUAAUAGUUUUGCUUUAGAUAAAGUUAGACAAACAAAUUCAGUACCCAUCUAUGCAAGUGUUCAGUUGAAUUCUUCAAGGGGACAGACAAAUCAAAUGAGCUGCAAAACAACUGGUUCAUUAUCAUCUGCUGAAAACCUUCCUUCAAACGCCUACUGGCCAUGUUCAUCUGAUACAGUCGCUACAGGGGAUAAUUUCUUUAAUAAAUCAUGUCCACUAAGGUUGAAGAAAAGAUACACAUCUCUUCCACUAAAUCAAUACACAGUUAACGAUGUCUGUGAGUUAUUUUCAAGUAUCGUUGACAUUCAUCCAUCUCAUAUGCAAUCUUAUAUAUCCAAAAUAAAACAACUAAAUAUUAAUGGAAUUGUACUCUCAGUAUGUGAUCUAGAAAAUCUAAGACAAGAAUUAAUGAUUGAAAUAAGUGACUGGCAACUGAUUUAUAAACUGAUAACUUGGUUACGAUCAUCAUCUACUAAUGGACAUAUAACUUUCUCAGAAAGUUCACAACAAAGACUAGGUGGUAUUUCUUCAAAUGAAUUUGAUGUAAGCGACCUGCUACCUGGAUAUAACAUGACUUUUAAAGGUAAAUAUCAGCAACCACAACAACGAUUAUCUAAUCACACACUACUUACAUCGAUGCCAUCUUUGAAUUCUGAAAAAAUGUCAUGUACAUCAGAUCAGAAACCGAAAACAUCUAAUCCGUUUCUUGUUAGACAAACACCUUGGCUUGUUUCGCCAAAAAUACCUAUCACAAGCUUAUCAUCCAAUGGUAAAUCACUUGAACCAUUUCAAGAAUUUACUCUUGAACAACGUCCUAGUCCAGAUACUUCUGACCAACAGAAUUCGUGUAGUGCUAUGGAAGAACCAGAAUCGUUAUGGAAAACUGACGGUUUAAUAAAUGUUUCUGCAACUACGGAUAAAACAUCCGUUCCACAUCUAAACAUGUUGGUUGGAAGCAUUGAAAAUUCGCAUAUAAUCAGUAAUCCCAACCUGUUUUCACAUCAAGAAGGCUUGAGUAAACCAAAAGAAAUAAGGAAAGCAAGUAAGCAUGCGAACAAUCAUGAAUUUAAUAUCAAUAAAUCUGAAGUUAAAGUUACAUCAGGACAUUCCUUUCAUAGAAGCAUGCAAAACGCAUUGCAUUCUAAUCGGUUCGUCAAUAAAAAUGGUUAUGCCAGUCGUUCAUCCAUUGAUUUAAGAACAGUUUUUGGUCCGGAACAAAAAAAUCCACCGAAUAUAAAUUUAUUUAAUAAUUACAGAAUCAUACAUAAUUCGAAGAGAAACCGCGUUAAAAAGGCUCUAAUAGAACAGCAUCGAAGGCAACAACUACAACAACGGCAUCUUUUAACGCGUAAUCCUAAUUUUAAUUAUUUUGUAGAACCAGAAUUUUGUUCAUCAUUUGUGUGUCCAUUGACAAAACAUAAUGCAAAUUUUUAUAACCAUGAUUUAUUCAAUAAUAAAAAUCAUCCAUUCGAUUCAAACAUACAAAAUAUUAAUGCCUCUAAUUUGAGGCGCAUCACUAAACAACCUCGUCGUAAUUAUGAUUAUCAAACUAUCGAGAAUAAUACACCUGCAUUAAUUGCUAACGGUUAUAACAAUGGAAGUAGUAUAAAUAACAACGAGGAUCACAUCAAUAACAUAACACCAAGCAAAAUCCAUAUUAAACAUUUACAAGAAUCAUUGAAUAACGUUGAAUCUGAAACAGAUGAUACAGUUCAAUCUUCGGACAAUAAAAGUUCUCAACUUAAGUUUCUUAAUCAAAACAAAUCAUUUUUAAAUCAUUUAAAAUAUUAUCCUUCUUAUAAGAUUCAUCCAAAAGCAAUUUUCUCUUCACCAGCUUUAACACCAGCUCAAUUAACUAGUCUACAAGCUUAUACUGAAUGGUCAACAAAAAUGAAUCCACACUUUUCAAAUGCAGCAAUGAUGACUGACACAGGGUCUGUUAUUCCAAAUAAUUCAACUAAUGUUUGGCCUAGUUAUCUAGAACAACAUCAAGUAAAUAAAUUUCCUAUAUUUAAGUCAACUACACAUAAAACAUCCGAUCACAAAUCAUUUAGACCAAGUCAAAAGAAAAGGCCAAGAAAAACAAAUCCAGAUGACAAUGAAUAUAUUAUAAAUACAAAUAAAGAAUUUCAACCUACUAAUUUAACAAAAGAUAAUGUAUAUUCAUUAAAAUUAUCAUAUGAUUCAGAUGCUGAAAUGUGUACAUGUGAUUACUGGUAUGAAUUAGAAAAGGCAAAAGAAAAAUUUACAAUAAGUGAACCAUCUUUAAGAGCUGAAUCAGAUUUAAUAAGUAUAGAUGAUUUUGUUAUUGAUAAUGAUUAUCAGUCAAGUGCCACAGAAUCAUUAAAUUCAACCCAUCUAUUACAAAUAGACAAGAGUAAACUUUCAAAAUAACAUUCAAUGAAAUGAUUACAGUAAUAAAAUUAGAAAAAAAUCUUUGUAUUAUGUAACUUUUAAUUUUAAAUAUCAUGAUACAAUUUUUUUUAAGAAAAAAAAUAUUUCCAUGUAUAAAACAAAUAAGCUGAAUUAUACUAUUGAAUAGAGUUACCGUUAUCACUAUCUCUGUGUUGUUUAAUUUUAAUGAAGUUUCUACAUUAUUCAAUUAUACUGCUGAAUUUGAUCUAUAAGUAGUACAAAUAUCCAAUUUAUUCAUAGUAUUCAGUUUAACAAUCUCAUUUAAGAAAACAGUACAUGUAUGUAUUAGAAAUCAUUACAAAUGUAUAUCCCGAAUAGGUUACAGAUAUAUAUAUACAUAUAUAUUACGAAACAAUCACUACAUUUAGCGAAAUUGAAUCAUUAUUUGCCUAAUAAUCAGGACAUUAACAUACAAAUGAUAAUAAUUAUUAAUACGAUCUUAGAGUACAAUAUUGAUUAUCUUCACAAACAUUAAUUUAUUUCAAUAAACCAUUAUUUUUUACAAAGAGUUCAUAUGUAAUAAUCUGUUAGAAACAAUAUAAAGAUCUAUCAUAUGCUCACUCACUUAAUCAAAUAAUAAUAAUAAUACAUGUCUUUGUAAUCAAUUCAAAUAGAUAGCAGGAAAAAUAUAAACUUCUAUAUGUUUAUGUAUUUUUUAAAAAAAUUUUGUUGUCAAUUAACAAAUCAAUUAAAAUAUUUCUGUCACUAAGUUAUAAAGUUUAUUUUUCAUUCUUUGUAACACAUGUAAUUUAUCAAUGAUAACCAUAUUUUUAUCCUGUUUUUUUCUUUUCUUUCUUUCUUUUUUUUGUGAUUGUGAUUAAUAAAAUUGAUAUAUUUCCUUCGGUUCAUUUUUUUUAUUGCAUUUUACUUAUGAUUUUAUGUCUUCUUUGGAAUUUGAAUUAUUAUUAUUAUUAUUAUUCAUAUACCAUAUUACCAUCAACAAAAUAUCUGCCAUAAUUCUUAUCUAAACGGUUUAUUUUCCUCGUACCUGUGUUUUAUUUUUUAUAAAUCAAUACGGUUUUUUUUUGUACAAAUGUAAGUAAAUAUAUUGUGAACAUUAUAAUUCUAAAUAUCAUGUAAAUUUGUUGUG